This is a messenger RNA of Trichoderma gamsii, 5043 nucleotides long. RefSeq lists its product as hypothetical. The record is from RefSeq and is a predicted model, not a curated record. Gene Ontology annotation, molecular function: cysteine-type deubiquitinase activity. Gene Ontology annotation, biological process: protein deubiquitination. The coding region runs from base 1 to 5043 and encodes 1680 amino acids. NCBI's taxonomy places the organism in Eukaryota, Fungi, Ascomycota, Sordariomycetes, Hypocreales, Hypocreaceae. The transcript has 6 exons.
AUGGAUCGACGCGGAGUCAUUCGCAUCCGCUGGCUGACGCUGGGCUGGGCUGCUCCAGCUGCCCCUUCUCACCUACAGCAUACAAGCACAGUGCUGUGUCCUGCUAGCGCUGCUGCAUCUGACAUCGAGACCCACACAGCCGUCAAAACACCGCCAACCCGCGAAACAGACGCCCGCCUCCACUGCCCCGAUGUGCGAUGCAAGGCCUUCCCCAUCGCCUCCCGACCCGACUCGACUCUCCCCCCGUUCUCCCCAGAGCUGCCCGGGCAGCUCACUAUCAAGACGUCUUCCUCAAAGAAGAGAAAGCUUGCCCGUCCCUUGACGAUCGAUCUUGACGCCCACUCGCCAUCGCCAGACACCGCCAUCCCCUCGUGCGAGCCCGACGACGACGCCGCCCUCUCCUUUUCCGCUACGCCCAUAGCCUCCGGGCUUGAAGCGCCGCAGUACGUCCGUGCCGCUUCCAUCCCAGCAUCCAGCGUCCCCUCGCGGCUCCAGACCCAGGCCCAGCUCAGCUCGUCCCUUGUGUCUGCCGACUACGCCUCGUCCGUUGCCUCGUCUCCCGGCACGUCCAACUGCCCCGAUCUGUCUGUCGAGAGUGAAAGAGGAGGAGACGACGCAGCCUCUGUGCGAACCUACGCCAGGAGCCAGUCACCGUUCCUCAUCUCCAGAAGGGCCGUUAUGAAUGGCGAUGCGGAUCUGCCUCAACGUUCAUCUUCCCCACUGAAACGACGAGCAUCCAGCAUGGAUCCCGAAACCACUACAAACAAGAAUGACGAUGCUGCCAACGGCAGUACCGAGGACGUGGAGAUGACAUCGUCCAUCCCCUCAGCGGAAUUGCCCCGCGCCAUGAGUGUCGACGUCGUUGAAGUCUCAGAUACCAAGCCAUCAACCAAUGGCACCGAUUCCCCUGCUCAGUCUGCUCCCCUCCCCUCUCUCACCGAACAAGUCAAGAUUAUCGAAACGCUUCUCAAAGCUGCGGCAGACUCAUCGCCAAAGGAGGGCGAUAUAGCCUAUCUUGUAUCGCGCACAUGGGUGGAUAAGGCAUUGUCCCUGCGUUCGGGCAAGACUGAUAUAACCGAAGCAUUAUUGGGCCCAAUCGACAACUCAGACAUUAUUGAGGAAGUCCUCCAAGAGCCGGGUCAUGAAGACUUUGUUCGCCUCAAACCCGGCCUUGAUCAGCAAUCAUUCGAGCUCUUUCCCGAAGACGCAUGGAAAUUGGUCAUGGACUGGUAUGGUCUCGAACAGGGACAAAAGCCUGUUGUUCGCACGGCUAUCAAUGUUGCUGUCGAUGCGCACUCUGCCUCUGAUGUCAUGUUUGAGCUCCAUCCCCCGAUUUUCCGAGUGCAUCGCGUUUGGUCUGAACUCAGUCCGCUGCCCAUUGAGUCGUCUCUCAAAGCGGACAACCCACCUCCUCUUGCUAUAGCCAGAAGUCGCAAAUAUCAUGCCCAAACUUUUAUUAAGGAUAUAAAGAAGCUUACUGGAGUCCCGACUGAGCGCAAGAUCCGGCUCUGGGUGGUCAAUUCUGAACAGUUUGGCACAACCAAUGUCCAGCCUCAAGCUGCCCUGACAACACCGCCUGAUUCUCCCGGCCGCAACCAAGAUGCAAAUGGAGCUGAAAAUUCGCCGUGGGCGCACUUGCUCGUUGAUAUGGCGGCCUUUGGUGCUUCCAAGGACGCCAGGCGGCUGGCAGCCCUCGAAGAUCAAACCAUAAAUCCCAACUACAAUGGCUCUGCCGCCAUUCAGCUUUUUGAGCUUGUCACAGACCAAGUCUUGAUUGUUGAUGAGCUAGUCGGCAAGGACGUCUGGGUGAGUAGGUGUACGAGCCAGAACCAGUCAAUGCUGGAUAAGGCGAUACCCACGCGAACCAACACCGCAUUGUCCAAGUCAUUCAGCAACCGAAGCAGCCCUAGCUCUUCAGAUGGGCCUGCCACUCGUGGCAGGAUGCAGAAGAAGAAGAAUGGCCGGAGUUUGGGCGCCGUGGGGUUACAUAAUCUCGGAAACACUUGCUACAUGAACUCAGCGCUGCAGUGCGUGCGUAGUGUGGAGGAGUUGACAAAGUACUUCCUUACAGAGGCGUACGCAACUGAGCUCAACAAAUCCAACCCUCUUGGCUACAACGGGAAAGUGGCCAUGGCGUACAACGGGCUGCUAAGAGAGAUCUACGAUGAGGGCAGAGGAUCAGUAAGCCCUCGGGAUUUCAAGAACACCGUGGGCCGCUGCCGCAGCACCUUUGCUGGCUGGGGUCAGCAAGACUCGCAGGAAUUCCUUGGUUUUCUGCUUGACGCUCUUCAGGAAGACCUCAGCCGCAUCAAGAAGAAGCCUUACAUCGAGAAGCCAGACUCUACUGAUGAUAUGAUCAACAACCCCGAGGCGAUCAAGGAGAUGGCAGACAAAGUUUGGGACAUUACCAGAAAGCGAGAUGAUUCUAUCAUCGCCGACCUAUUUACGGGCAUGUACAAGUCAACUCUCAAGUGCCCCGAGUGCGGUAAAAUCAGCAUCACGUUCGACCCUUUCAACAACCUGACACUGCCCUUGCCUGUCGAGAAUAUGUGGUCCAAGACGGUCAAGUUCUUCCCUCUCAAUGACGUCCCUGUUCAGUUUGAGGUUGAGCUGCCUAAGCAUAGCUCGAUCGAGUCUCUUAAGAUAUUUUUGUCAAUCCGCACGGGCGUACCAGCAAACCGGCUCAUGGGCGCUGAAGAGUUCAAGGACCGCUUCUUUAAAAUUUAUGACAACAGUGGCGACAUCUCUGAAGAGAUUGGAGCAUCCGAUAUUGCAGCAUUCCACGAGUUGGAGGCUGUGCCCACCAACUGGCCUGCAAAGGGUAACCAAAAGAAGAUUCGUUCAACGCCGGAGCCGGACGGCACCCUGCCUGACGCUGCCGACGAGUGGAGCAGCGAUCCGAGAUAUGAGACGAUGGUCGUCCCAGUUUUCCACCGACGACCAUACAUCACUGGCAAGGGGCCCGAGGGUACCUCUCCUCCGCACUUCAUCACUCUGACGAGGGAAGAAGCGUCCAACUACGACGAUAUCAAGCGUAAAGUGUUGGAAAGAGUAUCAACCUUUUCCACCUGGUCAAAGUUUACCCAGCAACAAGAGCCUGAAAGCCCAGAAACCACGGAGUCAGACAUGGUCAUAACUAAUACUUCUGAUGCCGACUCAUCUGGAGACAGUAAAGUUGUUGCCAAAUCUGUUGAAGGUGAAGACGAUAUAGUUGACGUGGCCAUGAACGAUGCUCGCAGCAGUGCCAAUGCCAUGCCCCCUCCCGAGCUCCCUCUGCCUCAUCAACCGCAGCUUCUUCGCCGUUUCAAUGCCCAACGUCCCAAGUUUAUCCAACCUGGGGAGUUCCUCGACCCUGAGCUGCAAGGUCUCUUUGAGCUGAGCUACUUUGCCAGUCAAGCUGAUGGCCCAGUGCCCACCGGCUGGGGAAACGUCAUUGAUAAUCACAAAACGCUUCCAAGACUUUCGGACCGCAUCCCAGAGCCGCCGGCCAAGGAAGAGGAUGAGCCAAGCCCCGAGAGCUGGAAUAGCACGGCCUCUGGUAACGAAGACAGCAGUAACGAUGACGAGAGUCCACAACCAGAGUCUCCACAGACACGUAUGGUUGAUGAGUCCAGCGAAGAUGACGCCCCUCCUGGUGCCCGGCAGCUGUCUCGACCCACUAUCACUAGAGUGUCUCGGAAGGGCGGCAAGAAAUUCAAGAACCAUAAGACGUAUAACAAAAAGGGCAACAAGCGUCGCGACAAACAGAUGCGUGGUGGCAAGCUUGCAAACCGCUCGUCGGCUGUCGAGUCUGAACCGACACCUCCCGCAGUUGCCGAUGGUGGCCCAUUAAUCCGAAUUCACGAGGGUCUCGUAGUGGACUGGAGUGAAGAGGCUUGGGAAACUGUGUUUGGCUACACUGGAAAGAAGCAGCACGCGGCACAGGGAUCCAAGACGUUUGUGGACCUGGAGACUAUCAACGACCCGGCACUUAAGAUUAGCCAGAGAAAACGACAGACUCGCCGGUCCCGCGGUAUCACCUUGGAGGAGUGCCUCGAUGAGUUCGAGAGAGCCGAAGUCUUGUCAGAGCAGGACAUGUGGUAUUGCCCACGAUGCAAGGAGCACCGUAGAGCGAGCAAGAAGUUUGACUUGUGGAAAACACCAGACUAUCUGAUUGCACACCUCAAGCGCUUUAGCAGCUCUGGAUGGCGGCGAGACAAGCUGGACGUGCUGGUCGACUUCCCCAUCGAAGGGUUGGAUCUCACCUCGAGAGUCAUUCAAAAAGAGGAUGGAAAAGAAGAGAUUUACGACUUGAUUGCUGUCGACGACCACUACGGAGGGCUGGGCGGAGGCCAUUACACCGCAUAUGCGAAGAACUAUGUAGAUGGGCGCUGGUACAACUACAAUGAUUCUUCCGUUUCAUCUGUUUCUGACCCUUCGUCGGUUGUGACGAGUGCAGCAUACCUACUCUUCUAUCGUCGCCGAACUCAUGGUCAUCUAGGCGGCCCGCGAUUUGGACAGAUUUUUGAAAAGUACAACUCAGAAACGAGCGGAGACGACGGGAGUAAUUCCAGCGAGGAAGACAACCCUUUUCGCGGCUCGCCUUUAAAGGCCGGUGUUGCUCAUACCACGAUCAAACCCCUUUCUGAUAGCCACGACGGGGAAGUACCGCCAUAUGAAGAGGCUAUUCGUAGCAUCGAAGACGAAAGCUCAAAUAACUAUCAAUUUGCGGAUUCAACUCCCCUUGACUUGACGUCUGGUUGGAACUUCAACGGGAUAAAUGGCAGUGGAGCCGAAGGGUCUUCGGCUGCAGACUGUGCCAGCGAUGACGCACAGCUCAAUUCGUCUGGCGACGAGCACGGUAGCUCGGGAGGCUUUCCGGAAGCUGACACUCACAUGACAUCGGCCAGCUCUAUCAAGGGAGAUGUGAUAGGAGAAACAUCAUCACCGGCGGGAGCCCGUGAGGACGUCUUGACCGUACCUACCGGAGCUCCCAAUCCCGAUGACUCUGAUGAGGUCGCCGAGAUCCACUUGGAGGGCGAAAACACUACCCGCGACGAGUGA